This is a messenger RNA of Tachysurus vachellii, 4470 nucleotides long. RefSeq names its product tubulin gamma complex component 3 (gene tubgcp3). Bases 136 to 2853 code for a protein of 905 amino acids. The record is from RefSeq and is a predicted model, not a curated record. Gene Ontology annotation, cellular component: gamma-tubulin small complex; equatorial microtubule organizing center; centrosome. The transcript is spliced from 22 exons. NCBI's taxonomy places the organism in Eukaryota, Metazoa, Chordata, Actinopteri, Siluriformes, Bagridae. Gene Ontology annotation, biological process: cytoplasmic microtubule organization; meiotic cell cycle; microtubule nucleation. Gene Ontology annotation, molecular function: gamma-tubulin binding; microtubule minus-end binding.
CAUUCCGUACCUGAUUUGUUUUUUUGCAACUGUGCGCGCGUUCCGUUAAAAUGGCGAGCCGAUGGAGGACCGCAUAGAGACAGAGACCAAACUGCUGCUUUUCUCCAACAACAACAGGAGGGAAAUAUCUGGACAAUGGCGGCCUUGGAUCAGAAAUCUCCCAACGUGCUUUUGCAGAGUCUUUGCUGUAGGAUCACAGGGAAGAGCGAAGCUGAUGUUGCACAUCAGUUUCAGUACGCUGUCCGGGUCAUCGGGAGUAAUUACGCCCCCACCAUCGAGCGAGAUGAGUUCCUGGUGUCUGAAAAGAUAAAAAAAGAACUGCUAAAGCAAAGGCGAGAUGCAGACGCAGCUCUUUUUUCUGAGCUCCACAGAAAACUCCAAACCCAGGGAGUUCUGAAACACAGAUGGUCCAUCUUAUACCUCCUCCUCAGCCUGUGUGAGGAUCCCAGGAAACCGCCUACCCGGGUGGGCAGUUACGGGUCGCUGUUUGCCCAGGCUUUGCCGCGUGAUGCCCACUCCACACCGUUCUACUACACCCGGCCCCAGAGCCUGUCUCUUAGCUACCCCGAGCGCUCAGCACUGGCUGCACACAACGCCACCAGCAUGGGCACCAGCGGCAUCAGCAGCCUGGGCAUGUACCCACUGAACGGCCCCGGCCCUCAGUCCCUGCUUACUGGCCCGCAAGCUGUAGCUGAUCCCACACGUGGUGCUCGUCUGGCUUGGGAGCUCCCAGUCACCGGAGCCGCUCCGCCGAACUCCCGACCUGUGACAGGCCCCGCCCCUACCCUCGGCCCCACCUCCAGUCCUGCCCCUAGAGUGCCUCACAGACUGAGACGGGAUGGCGAAACCAGCGCUGAAAUCGGCGAGGCCUCCCUGGUGCGAGACAUCCUUUACGUCUUCCAGGGCAUCGACGGCAAAUUCAUUAAGAUGUGCACUCCAGAGAACUGCUACAAAAUCGAUUCAAAGGUUCCCUUGUGUAAGUCUCUACGAGACACCAGUAGCCGGUUAGCGGAGCUCGGCUGGCUUCAUAACAAAGUACGGAAGUACACAGACUCUCGAAGUUUGGAUCGAGCCUUCGGAUUGGUCGGGCAGAGUUUCUGUGCCUCCCUGCACCAGGAGCUGAAGGAGUAUUACAGGCUUUUGUCAGUGCUGCAUUCACAGCUGCAGUUAGAGGAUGACCAGGGAGUGAAUGUAGGACUGGAGAGUACGCUCACUCUAAGAAGACUUCUCGUGUGGACGUACGACCCUAAAAUUCGCCUCAAGACUCUUGCUGCACUGGUUGAUUACUGCCAAGGCCGUAAAGGAGGUGAGCUGGCCUCUGCAGUGCACGCCUACGGUAAGACCGGCGACCCUCAUAUGAGAGCGCUAGUCCAGCACAUCCUCAGCCUGGUCUCACACCCCAUUCUCAACUUCCUUUACCGCUGGAUCUAUGACGGAGAGCUCGAGGACACGUACCAUGAGUUCUUUGUAGCGUCUGAUCCAACAGUGAAGACAGACAGACUGUGGCAUGAUAAAUACUCUCUGAGGAAGUCGAUGAUUCCCUCCUUCAUAACCAUGGAUCAGGCCAGGAAGGUCCUGCUCAUCGGCAAAUCUAUUAACUUCCUGCAUCAGGUGUGUCACGACAGGACGUCGGCCGGCAAAACCCCGCCUGCCUCCAAAUCUGCAGACUCACCCAAAGACGCGACUGAGCUCUUCACUGAUCUGGAGGGGGCGUUUCAGAGUAAGAUCGACGCUGCAUACUUUGAGACCAGUAAGUACCUUUUAGAUGUGCUAAAUAACAACUACCAACUGCUCGAGCACCUGCAGGCCAUGAGGAGAUACCUGCUGCUGGGCCAGGGAGACUUCAUCAGACAUCUAAUGGACCUGCUCAAGCCGGAGUUGGCCCGCGCAGCCACUACGCUCUACCAGCACAACCUGACUGGGAUACUGGAGACAGCGGUACGAGCCACUAAUGCUCAGUUCGACAGUCCUGACAUCCUGAAGAGGCUGGACGUCCGACUCCUGGAGGUGUCUCCGGGUGAUACGGGAUGGGACGUGUUCAGCCUGGACUAUCACGUUGAUGGACCUAUCGCCACGGUGUUCACUCGCGAGUGUAUGAGCCACUACUUGCGGGUGUUCAACUUCCUGUGGAGAGCCAAGCGGAUGGAGUAUAUCCUGACUGACAUCUGGAAGAGCCAGAUGUGCAACGCCAAGCUGCUGAAGAGCAUGCCAGAGCUGUCUGGAGUUCUGCAUCAGUGUCACAUCUUGGCCUCAGAGAUGGUCCAUUUCAUCCACCAGAUGCAGUACUACAUCACAUUUGAGGUGCUGGAAUGUUCAUGGGAUGAGUUGUGGAAUAAGGUUCAGCAGGCCCAGGACCUGGAUCAUAUCAUUGCAGCCCAUGAAGUUUUCCUCGAUACAGUCAUCUCCCGCUGCCUUCUGGACUCCAACAGCAGGUCACUGUUGAACCAGCUCCGGGCCGUGUUUGACCAGAUCAUCGAGUUCCAAAACGCACAGAACACUCUGUACCGCUCUGCCCUGGAGGAGCUGCAGCUCCGUGUGCAGUAUGAGGACAGCAAGAGACGCAGAGAGGAAGAGGGCCAGUGGGGUGUGACGGCGGAGCAGGAAGCGGCAGAGAACAAACGAAUGCAGGAGUUUAAGGACACCAUACCAAAAAUGUGCUCUCAGCUUAGACUACUCACACACUUCUACCAGGGCAUCGUUCAGGAGUUCUUGCGGCUGUUGAUGACCAGCUCGGAUGAGAGUCUGCAGUUCCUCAGCUUCAGGCUGGACUUCAACGAGCACUACAAGGCCCGGGAUCCUCGCCUGCGUCCAUCGCUGGGGGCCACCAGGGGGCGCCGCAGCUCUAAUAUUUAACCCAUCCAUCUUCUGCGUAUAGGGUUAAUGUGUUUUUAUAUCGGACGCUGAUAUCGAGAGAUGGUCAGUGUAUAGCGCUUACUACAGAUGUGAAUAAAAGAAGAAAAAAAAACAAUCAAUUUAACUUAUUUGUCAUCACCGAAAGUCCUGAAAAUCUUACAUGGAUUUUAGAAGCGUGGAGACUUUUUUAAAAAAGUCUCUGUGUAAAUGUGGCAGGUUUUAAAGCGAUAAUACUUGGAAAAACCGAUUUGUCUGACCGAAAUAUCCGAAACUUUACCGAAAUAUCCGAAACUUUACUCAGCUACCACAGCUCAUCAAAUCCUUUUACUGUUUGACGUUUUAGUUUCUACUUGGUUUCCUCUCUUUAUUUUUCCAUUACAGUACAGUCUUGCUGCAGAAAAUCUGCACCUGAAAUUAUAUCAGUGUUAAUGUAAAGUCUAUGAUCUGGGAUCAGCUGAUUGUGGGAUGUUGUUUGAAAGCCACAAAUCUUGCAGUAAAUAUUUACGAUUAUAAAAAGGAUCGUUUUGACUCUGAAAUCUGAUGUUCCGUGCCUUGUUCAAAGCCGCCAUCAAAUCCGAUAUACAUGCGGCUUUGACCGUGUCACAAGAAUCGAAUUCUGUGUAAAUGUGGCAGGUUUUAAAGCGAUAAUACUUCGAAAAACCGAUUUGUCUGCGGAAUAUCCGAAUCUUUACCCAGCAACCACAGCUCAUCGUAAACAGACAUAACAUAACGUUCAAUUUUAUUUCAAACGUUAGAUUUUAUUGUAUGGAUUUUUAAGUCUAGUGUGUGCAUUACAGUGAUUUUAUCACACUGCUUCGAGUCAUGUCUAAGAAACACUUUGAUAAAAUCACUAACACUGAGUAGCACGUUUAAUGCAGGAUGAAAUGAGUAAUGAAGGAAGAUAAUGUGCAUGAAUCUGGUAAAUAUGUCCUCUAGCACAGUAAACACUGCACAUUCUCUUUUUUGACCCAACAAGCUUCAUCUCAGACAGCACGGUAUAUAUUUAAAAAAAAAAAAAAAAAAGCUUUCUCUCAUACCUUUUUUUAUUUAAUUUUUUUUAAAAUAAGCUGUUCCUAGAUCAGUCCAAAGCUGUUCGACUUUUGUUUCCGUUUUGCUUUUUCAUAUUUCUUUGUUUUUCAAAAGACUGUGACUUUGGUAUUGCGGAAUUAAAACCUCACUUUCACCGGAUAUUCACUCCUGAUUCUGAAGUAUUCAGAUUGGACCUUUUUUAAACGGCACCACAUUUUCAACAGACACGACUCGAUUUCAUCUACCCACGACGAUGCUAGCGAUCCUGUCGCCUUGUAGAGUGACUUGUAGAGUGAAGACGAUCCACUCUUAAAUUGCACUCUUUUACAGAUUUCAUAAGGAUCACUCUGGACUAAAUCAGACAUCCAACUAACAGGCAACUAACAGUUGUCACUGUAUUACUCUAGUAUUUUAAGGUUUGUAAUUCUGUCUCGAGGAAAAUGGAAGUGGUUACGUCUGGAUUUUGUCCUUAAAUCUUCCUUCUCCUCGUCAGUGGAGUCUGUUAUAUACGUAUGUAUAAAUAUAUUAUACAAUGGUGGGGAAAGUCAUCGCCAUUCUUUUCUUUAAUAAAUAAACUUUCUACAUAAA